AACUUCAGUUCCCAAUCAAAUUCUUGAAUAGCAUUGAAUUGUUGUUGUAGUUCCAAAUUAAACUGGCUGGCAUGGAUAACUUCCAAUCCCUAACCCGGAAACCCUUAUUCAAGUGCCACAAGAAGAGGCUAACCCAGGAUCAAGUGAGGCUAUUAGAGGGCAGCUUCAACGUGAAUAACAAGCUGGAUGCGGAUAGCAAGUCCCAGCUGGCUCGCCAGCUGGGACUGCCCCCGCGCCAGAUUGCAAUUUGGUAUCAGAACAAGCGAGCCCGGAGCAAGAGCCAGAGCCUGGAGGUGGACCACAAGGCCCUGCAUGAGAGACUUGACGAGGUUUUGUCGGAUAACGAGCGGCUGAGGAGAGAGGUUGAGAGGCUGAGAGAAGAGGUGCAGAAAGCGCAGGAGAUGCUGCAGCUGGCCACCGCCGCCGCCACGCCCUAUUCCUCCCUAUCCCUCUCCUGCAGUUCGUGUGAUGAAGCUGCAGGGAGCUUGGGCUUGCUUCAUGGCUCGUCCAAAGAGCUUUAUGCUUGCUUGCUUGAUGACCAUGAGAGCCAGUUUGGGACCUCGGGUGAUUUGCACAACUUCUUUGCCCCACCUGCAUUAUCUUAAUUAAUUAAUACUGCAGAAACGAGUUGAUGAGUUUAAUUACAGUAGUUUGGUGGUUGGUUAGAAUUGAAUUUUACCCUCUGUCGUUACUGCCUGGCUUGGCUUUUAAUUUGCAGCUGGACAAUCAAGUCUCUGUAAAGUAAAUAAUUAUUGUUACAUAAUGGAAAUUUACCUUUACUUCA
Ipomoea triloba (trilobed morning glory) is the source of this 784-nucleotide messenger RNA. RefSeq names its product homeobox-leucine zipper protein ATHB-52-like. NCBI's taxonomy places the organism in Eukaryota, Viridiplantae, Streptophyta, Magnoliopsida, Solanales, Convolvulaceae. Gene Ontology annotation, cellular component: nucleus. Gene Ontology annotation, biological process: positive regulation of DNA-templated transcription. The coding region runs from base 72 to 605 and encodes 177 amino acids. Gene Ontology annotation, molecular function: DNA-binding transcription factor activity, RNA polymerase II-specific; sequence-specific DNA binding. The transcript has a single exon. The record is from RefSeq and is a predicted model, not a curated record.